Fonsecaea multimorphosa CBS 102226 is the source of this 1374-nucleotide messenger RNA. Its product is annotated as nuclear distribution protein PAC1. Bases 1 to 1374 code for a protein of 457 amino acids. The record is from RefSeq and is a predicted model, not a curated record. Lineage: Eukaryota; Fungi; Ascomycota; Eurotiomycetes; Chaetothyriales; Herpotrichiellaceae. Gene Ontology annotation, molecular function: protein binding. The transcript has 2 exons.
AUGAGCCAGCUCCUGACCUCGCGUCAAGCAGAGGAACUGCACAAGUCCAUGGUCGCGUACUUGCUCUCGAUUGGCAUGACCGAAAGUGCGAAUACCUUGCGACGUGAAACGAACUUGGCCGACACCUUUGACGACGUUACCGCCAAAAAGUAUGAGACCCUGUUGGAGAAGAAAUGGACUUCAGUGGUCCGCCUACAGAAAAAGAUCAUGGAUCUCGAAGCCAAGAAUGUCGCCCUUCAACAAGAGAUAGAAACUGCUACACCCCUCUCCUCGAACCGAAAAAUCGACCCUCAGACGUGGUUACCUAGAGCCCCCGCCCGACACACCCUGCAAGGUCACCGGGAUCCUGUUACCGCCGUUGCAUUCCAUCCAAUCUUCUCCUCUCUCGCAUCCGCUUCAGAUGACUCUACGAUCAAGAUCUGGGACUGGGAGCUGGGGGAGCUCGAACGGACUCUAAAAGGUCACACGAAGGCAGUGCUGGAUGUCGACUUUGGCGGUCCAAGAGGAGGCACGCUUCUGGCCAGUUGCAGCAGCGACCUCACCAUCCGGUUGUGGGACCCCAGUGACGAAUACAAGAACAUCCGGACGCUACCGGGUCAUGACCAUUCCAUCUCUUCUAUUCGCUUUAUUCCUUCGGGUGCUGCUGGGGCUCCUCUAUCGGGGAACACAUUGGUAUCUGCAUCCAGAGAUAAAACACUUCGGAUAUGGGAUGUCACAACUGGAUACUGCCUGAAAACAUUAAAGGGACACACAGACUGGGUUCGGGCAGUUGUCCCCUCAAUCGACGGUAGAUGGCUACUAAGCGCAGGGAACGAUCAAAUACCACGGUUAUGGGAUGCAAGCUCGGGCGAGGUCAAGAUCACUUUCUUAGGCCACGAGCACGUGGUGGAGUGUGUCGCCUUUGCCCCAAGCUCGUCCUACGCCCAUCUCUCCAGUGUUGCAGGUUACAAGAAGCCGCCUCCAGCCAGCAGUAGCGGAGAGUUUCUCGCAACGGGAGGAAGAGACAAAGUCAUCAAAAUAUGGGACAAUCGGGGAACAUGCCACAAGACAUUGGUUGGACAUGAUAAUUGGGUACGGGGGCUGGUCUUCCACCCUGCUGGCCGGUAUCUGAUUUCGAUAUCUGACGACAAAACCAUCCGUUGUUGGGAUCUGUCACAGGAGUGUAAAUGUGUCAAGGUUCUAGAUGAUGCUCACCAGCAUUUCAUCACCAGCAUCCGGUGGGCCCCCGAUAUUCCAGUCCAACCAAGCAUGAAUGGAGAGGCCAAUGGCGUAGGCAAUGCUGUCAAGAAGGAAGACAGUGGCGGAGGAGGCAAGGUUCGCUGUGUUAUCGCCACGGCCUGCGUUGACUGCAACGUUCGAGUCUUCGCUGGGUGA